CAGGAUUGGAGUAACCACAGCUCUCAGAGACUACAGAGCCAGAAGGCACUACACCUCCACAGCAAGCACCCCUCUAUCCACAGCAAGCACCCCUCUUUCCACAGCAAGCACCCCUCUUUCCACAGCAAGCACCGCUCUAUCCACAGCAAUCAUGUCAGUUGACUUCAAUGGCUACUGGAAAAUGCAAAGCAAUGAGAAUUUCGAGGAGUAUCUGAAGGCGCUGGAUGUCAAUGUUGCCCUCAGGAAAAUCGCCACUCUGCUGAAACCAGACAAAGAUAUCACUCAGAACGGGGAGCACAUGGUCAUUAAAACGCUGAGCACUUUCAGGAACUACAUCAUGGAGUUUGAUGUGGGAAAGCAGUUUGAAGAGGAUUUGUCUGGAGUAGAUGAUCGCAAAUGCAUGACAACAGUCAGUUGGGCAGGCGACAAGCUGGAAUGUGUACAGAAAGGUGAAAAGGAAGGACGCGGAUGGACACAGUGGGUGGAAGGAGACGAGUUACAUCUGGAGAUGCGGGUAGGAGGUGUAGCCUGCAAACAAGUUUUUAAGAAGGUUCCUCAGUGACGCCGACUGUAAUAGAGAAACAAUCUCCAUCCUAGGAAACCUGUAGAAAAUCAAUUCUGCUCCCCCUGUGUGUCUGGUUCUUUUUAUCAUGUUAUUAUUAUUAGGCUCAGAUUUUCUGUGAUUUUCUUUUAUAAUAUCAUGUUAGUACUUUAAUAAAAACCUUAACCUGA
Molecule: messenger RNA, 732 nt
Organism: Hyla sarda
Lineage: Eukaryota; Metazoa; Chordata; Amphibia; Anura; Hylidae
Gene: RBP1
Product: retinol binding protein 1
Exons: 4
Coding region: 152-562 (136 amino acids)
Biological process (GO): fatty acid transport
Cellular component (GO): cytosol; nucleus
Molecular function (GO): fatty acid binding
Source: RefSeq, a predicted model, not a curated record